Messenger RNA from Oryza brachyantha (malo sina), 1859 nucleotides. RefSeq lists its product as uncharacterized. The record is from RefSeq and is a predicted model, not a curated record. NCBI's taxonomy places the organism in Eukaryota, Viridiplantae, Streptophyta, Magnoliopsida, Poales, Poaceae. Gene Ontology annotation, molecular function: zinc ion binding. The transcript is spliced from 3 exons. The coding region runs from base 333 to 1058 and encodes 241 amino acids.
UCAUGCCAACUCCGCAAAGUCUUUUCCUUUUGCCAAUCUAUCUUUCGCCUACUUUCUUAUUCUUUCUAUCGAUUUUUCCCACUUACGCAACCUCUCGCUGCGCCAGUGUGGAUCAAGAAUCAGCUUAAAAAUCGAAUCUUUUGUAGUUUUGGGCACCUAAUGCCUCAUCUCUCGUCGGUAGGAGUAUAUUUCAAUUCGUUUUUUGGAGUUUAGAGCCUAGCAGCUCCCGUGAUCGGCCGCAUUGCUUGCGUGGUGGCAUCGUCAGCUCUGGGUUCUUGGGCGCUGCUUUGGAGGCACCUGCAACUGCAAGAGUGGUUUGUUUGGCGAGAGUAAUGGUGAACAACGGUGAGCAGGCGGUGGUGAUCGCCGCCGCGGCGGAUCCUAGCGCGGAGCCGGCCCGCCACGUUGGCGGCGGCGGCGGCGGGACGGGGCUUGCGGAGGAGAGCUCGGAUGAGGAUAAGGGGAGCCAGCGCUUCUCCGACGCGGAGGAGCACUCAUGGCGCUCGCACUCGCGUCAGGACUCCGCCGCCCUGGAGGACUUCAUCUCGACGUGCGCGUCCGUCCGCUCCGGCGCCGGGGACGCGGAGGGGGCCGGCAGGAAGUCGUGCGUGUCGGAGUGCUCUCUGGACGACGUGGACCUUGAGGCCGGGCUGGCCGAGAUCACCAAGGGCAGCCCGGACACAGUCGAGAGGAAUUGCCGCAUCUGCCACCUCGGGCUCGAGAGCGCCGCCGCCGAGUCCGGCUCCGGCAUGUCUCUCGGCUGCUCCUGCAAGGAUGAUCUCUCCUGCGCGCACAAGCAGUGCGCUGAGACUUGGUUCAAGAUCAGGGGAAACAGGAUCUGCGAGAUCUGUGGCUCAACUGCAUGCAAUGUGGUAGGUCUUGGUGAUGCCGAGUUCAUUGAGCAGUGGAAUGAAUCAAGCAACACUGCAGCUUCACAAGCGCCUUCCAGUGAACCCCGCAGAUUUUGGCAAGGCCACCGGUUUCUCAACUUCCUUCUUGCUUGCAUGGUGUUUGCUUUUGUUAUAUCUUGGCUCUUUCACUUCAAUGUCCCUGGCUGAGCUUUCGAAAAGAUUUCCGUAAUAAAAUCUUGAAAGCCAUUGUUAGAAAUACUGGCCAGCAUCAGGAAAUCAAAAAGGAUGCUGAGCUGUACCGAAAAUUUGAAGGGGGCGUUGGAUAACAGGAAGGUUGAUGUUAAUUUCGUAGAAAGUUUAUGGUAACAUCCAGGAAAGAAGGGCAGGUCAUAGUAUGAAGAUUUGAUCAUGGUGAGCAAAUGUGAAUUGUGAUUGAUCAUCGGAUCAUCGGUGGUUGAAUUGAAAGCAGAGAAAAGAAAGAUUCCAUGCUUCGUUAACAUUAGCAUGGUUGCAACAAGUUCUGUUAUGUGCAUUUUAAUGUUUUUCCUUUUUUACAUUUUUAUUGCAAUUCAGAUAUAUAGGUGGACUAUCAAGUUUUCUUGGAAUACAGAAAUUCAAAUGAAUAUUGUGGGCAGCACAGUAAUUCCUGUGGAUUGUGGAAUACGAACUGCGUCAUGUUUACAAGAGCUACUUAACGGAUUUGGUUUCUCCAAAAAGAAAUACACUGUGAGAGUGAGCCCAGCAGAAAUCAGCUCGAAGAUUUUUGGGUGGGCCGAAGAUUUUGCUUGUUUAAAUGACCAAGAUUUGUGUUGGAGUGACCGCAGGACGUUCUUUGGGGUGCACAGAGUAACAUGCAAGUCGCAGGAAUUCUGGGAUGAGGACGUAAUCAGCCAGUCGAGCAACAUUCAGGAAUGAGCAAUCAAACUGAACGGAGAAGGCUGUAAACGUAGAAAAAAUAAUUGCUAUUUCCAACCGAUACUGAAUUUUGUGAAACUGCUAAAAAGAAAU